AUGAAUCUUCAGAAGGCGGUAGCGCUGUUGUUCAUCUCUACGUUUUUGUACGUAACAUUCUUGAUCUUUCAUCCCGGCGUUUUGUCAGCUUUACCGAAUAUACUUUCGUGGUCAUACUCCGAGUACAUUGAUAAUCCUUACGACGAUUCAGCUCGCCGCAAUCUCGCCUUAAACAUUUCAGAAAACACCGGACUUCCUCUGCUUAAUUUUAAAGAUCUGGGAGGCAACAAGGCCAAAGUGUUGCUCUUGGUUAUUGUUAGCACUGCACCACAAAGAUUUGACAGAAGGCAGGCAAUACGGGACACAUGGUGGAAGCACUGUGCUGGGGAUCAGGUAAAGCUACAGAAAACGUGCAACAAAAACGCGUAAUUUUUUUUUCCUCGCUGCAAAACGAGUUGAAUAGCGAUUUCGCACGUUUUACCACCCACGUUUGAACCUGUCUUGCAACAAACCAGGUUGUUGCCAGUUGUGUGAAUACUAACUUCUGAUUGGAUAAAACUACGCAAAAGUCACUCGAGAGCUCCUGACGAGAGUUACGUCAAUUGCUGAAAAACAAGUUUGCCCGGUGGCCUGUAAGACUUGCUACGUAUACAGAUUUUGCUGCAAAAAGGACAAUGAAACCUCUAUUAAGCGGACACUAAGCCGGGUCCCGAAAUUAACGUCUUAUAUUUCCCUUUAUAACGAACCCCUAUUCAACGGACACCUCUAUUAACCGGACGGGGACACUAAAAUAAGGUGUAUUUGGCUAAUUUCUAUUGUUAAAAGCCUCUAUUAAGCGGACACCGGACUGAAUUGACAAUAGUAGUAUUGGAUUACGUCCUUGAAAUACGGACUGAAGUCAGUUAAUGUUUUUGCAUUUACAAACAAAUUAAAGGUGGUAAUGAAAGGUAAUGAACUUGACCUCUUGCAACUUUAUCCCAGUACAGGGUAACCGUUGAAUGUUGAUCGUUAACAAACAUUGCGCAACUUUUACAAACCUCUUUUAAGCGGACACCCUCUAUUAAGCGACACUUGGGAAGGUCCCGAAGGUGUCCGCUUAAUAGAGGUUUGACUGUACUACUUUCCGCAACAAAGUUUUGCAACCUGCGACAAACUGGGUUGAUGCAAGACAGGCUUUAAUGUGGUUAGUAAAAAGCUCAACAUCGCUAUUCGACUCGUUUUGCAACAAUGUUGCAAAACAAGUUGCACGAUUUUGUUGCCCGAUUUACAGUCCCUCGGGACUAGCGUAGGUGUCCCCUUGCGGGUUAUGUCGGCCUGUGGGAAACUGGAUAAAUAUGAAGCGCUACAAGGGAUCAGUUGGAUAAAUUUGAUAUAGAGAGUUACUGCUGACUUAUUUAACUAAAGAACUACGCCAUUACUAAUCAAACUGUCCCAAUGAAAUUAUAUAUAUUUAUCUUGUGCUCAAAAAGAGAAUAUUAGCCCUUUUUAGUGUGAUUGUGAGUCAGCUUAAGGGAGGUUAUUUUAGCUUACGCGGAUCUCCACAAGGAUGUGGUUGCAGCUGGUCGAUCUGCGUUCUUAAAACCGAUAGCGACUAAUAAAGAAUGAUUUUCCUUAAUUUCAGCAGGUCAAGUGCGUUUUUGUUACAGAUGGUCUAACCGAGGACGAGAACCAACGCACACUUAUCCUCAGAGAAAGAAUCAUAUACAGAGAUCUAGAGUUUCAGCCAUUGCUUGGAGGCCGAGAGUUCGGCCUUCGCUUUCUCAACCAUAUAAAGUGGGCCAAGGCGAAGUUUGACUUCCGUUUCCUCCUUAGGACUGAUGAUGAUUACUUUCUUUGUCUAAAGAGGCUUCUGUCUGAGCUUCCGGUGCGGCCAGAUACAAGCCUGGUUUGGGGAAAUUUCCACUGUCAAGGUGGUAUAACGUGGGUGGACGAAUCGUUUAUGAUCUUCUCGCCCGAUAUUAUUUAUAAAUUCCUGGCGCAAAACGAAAGAACGAUGAUGUGCCACCCUCACGCGGACCAACAAAUCGGUCUGUGGCUGGAGAGCAUUGACAGCAAAUUGUUUUUUCACGAUAGCAGAUUAUACCAUCAUCCACCGGCAUCAUUUUCCAAGAAAUUCGAGAACGUAUUCAACGUCUGCGAUUCGUAUUUAGGAAUACAUGGAACUUACGUGGAAAAGAUGCGUUAUUUUGGACGGAAUGCCAACGAUGGGGCAAAAAGCGUGGUUUCCAUGGGAGAUUUUGCAGAUUUUUGUCCGACGACACAUUUUGAUUAUCGUAAAAUCAGUCCACCUUUCUUUUUUAAACCCAAACCUUGCAUCACCAAUCCAACCUGGAACUUGGAAAGAAAUAUGUACGGCGGCCGUGAAGAGGGACAGGUAGGGCAAUAG
Messenger RNA from Porites lobata, 2326 nucleotides. Lineage: Eukaryota; Metazoa; Cnidaria; Anthozoa; Scleractinia; Poritidae. The record is from the annotation of a GenBank genome assembly.